UAGCAUCAUCAUCAUCAGCAUCACAUACAUGCAUCAUCAGUCAUCAACUACUAUCUGGGUGGACAAGAGUGACACGCAUCAUCUCUCUCACAUUCUCACAAUGCUAACCCUCAAUCUCAAUGCUAUUUCUUCUUCGUUCUCGGUUGUUCCAUUUCAUGCCAAUUAUCCACUGUCUACUCAAACUCAAUUAUUAGUUCCUUCCAAUCUCAAUUACUCCUUUGCUACAACAGCAACCAGAAAGUUCAAGUCUUUUCAGCUCAAGGCUGGAUUCUGGGAAUCAAUUAAAUCUGGGUUGAAGAAGAAUAAUACAACACAAGUCAUUGAUCCACCCUCCACGGAUGAAGAAGAUGAAGAGCCUCUGCCUCAAGAGUUUGUCCUUGUGGAAAAGACAGAACCUGAUGGGACAAUUGAGCAAAUAAUAUUUUCUUCAGGUGGAGAUAUUGAUGUUUACGACCUUCAAGCCCUCUGUGACAAGGUAGGGUGGCCUCGGAGACCAUUGUCAAAAUUAGCUGCCGCAUUGAAAAAUAGCUAUAUAGUGGCCUCACUGCAUUCUAUAAGAAAGUCACCUGGGUCAGAGGGGAAUGAACAGAAGAGAUUAAUUGGCAUGGCCCGCGCUACAUCUGACCAUGCCUUCAACGCCACCAUUUGGGAUGUCCUAGUUGAUCCUGGCUACCAGGGCCAAGGCCUUGGUAAAGCUCUUGUAGAAAAACUGAUACGAGCUCUUCUGCAAAGGGACAUCGGCAAUAUAACUCUGUUUGCAGAUAGUCAAGUUGUGGAAUUUUAUCGCAAUUUAGGCUUUGAAGCUGACCCAGAGGGCAUAAAAGGCAUGUUUUGGUACCCGAAUCACUAAUUGGAACCCCAGAAAGCUUGCUUUUGGUUAUGUUAACAUUGCAAUUUGCAACCAUGAAGUAUACUAGAGAGAAGCAGUGGCAAAUUUACCUAUUACUUGUAAUACGUCAUUCCUGUAAUUAUUAUGUUCAUUAGGUGUUAGUAAGUUAUUCUUUUUUCCAAAGUUUUGCUACUUUUCAAACACGGCUUUGAUUAGUAUGUCUGCUUUAUAUUUGAUAAACCUGAAAAUGGUCAGUUAUAAACUUACUGAUUGUGAUUUAUUAUAUAUAUACACUAGCAGAGAAAAAAAGGUACUCUGUAAAUAAA
Messenger RNA from Cajanus cajan (pigeon pea), 1155 nucleotides. It is a transcript of the gene NSI, whose product is annotated as nuclear shuttle interacting. Gene Ontology annotation, molecular function: N-acetyltransferase activity. Gene Ontology annotation, cellular component: cytoplasm. The record is from RefSeq and is a predicted model, not a curated record. Lineage: Eukaryota; Viridiplantae; Streptophyta; Magnoliopsida; Fabales; Fabaceae.